CAUAUGUGCUGUCUAUAUAAUUAACUAACACUAUAUAUUUAUGUACAUUUUACGAAAUAAUUUUUCAUUAACGCUUCGGCGUGCUCCUCUUUGGGGAGUGUCGCCUCUGGAAUCUCAUAUAUCUAUCCGUAGGUUCUCAACAGGCGCGACUGCCAAGAGGCGUGGAUAUAACAAUGGCUUGGUCGCUACUAGGUUACGUAAAUAUCGCAAUCUUUCUACAUCUACAUCUAAAUGUUCUUCUAAUAAAUUAGGGUCGAAUGACGCAUCAUCUGGAGUUGCUGAUGACGCGGAUCUUCCUUCCGCUGAGGAUUCCACCUCUAUUAGCUCAACCACGUUUGUCAAGUUGCUCACAUCAGUAAAUGAUGAUAAUAUGGGUCUCGUGAUGUCAUUAAAGAAGUUGAAGGAUGAGUUACAGUAUGAAGGCACAAGAUCAUAUCCGUUUCGUGCUAGAGACUUGCCCAUUAUCACGGAAUUUGUUGUUAAAAUGCUAUUACUGCGCGAUGAUGAACUAUCGGUCGAUACUUUAUGCAGUGCUAUAGAGUUAUUUAAAGCGGAUGGAGGGGCAUCUGCUGCAUUUCACUUGUGCCGUCUGUUCUCCUCUUACAACAAUUGCCACGGUCGUACAGUUACAUCUAGUGUAUUUCAACGUGUGGUUCACAAUCGUAUUGGGAUGUUUGGUGCCAAAAUGUUAUCUCAGAAGAAGAUGGACAAGCUAAAUGAGAACUACAUCGACGGUGCCAAAUGUGCUUUGAAUUUUGUAGUUGAUGCCAUCACAGAUGGUGAUUUUUCAGGAUUGCGUGGUUGCUGUGAGAGGGGGUUAUAUGAUUUCUUCAAUCAGGGGAUGAACUAUUUAGAGCGCAUUGGUUUGAAGCUCGAUGUUAAAAUUACCGAUAUUAAGGACGUAAAAAUGGAUGUAUUCCUGUUGACCAUUGGCGGCCACCGUGGCGACACUAUCCAAGCUCCUUAUAUUAUGAAGCAAGCUGUUGGUCACCAGAUAUUGGUAUCACUUCCCAAAUCACCGAUUUCUGGUACUGUUGACAUGCUAAAUAGUCGUAAGCAAAACCGUGAGCUUAUUAUGCAAACGUUUGAGAAGGGUGCCAUUGCUAGAAUGGAGGUUUUGCUAAAGGUUCGCCAGGCAUUACGUUUGUUAGACACCGGUGGGAACGUGCUUUGGGAAGACCCUCGUAAACUUAUUACUCACAAGCUAACUCUGGAAUCUGCUAUAUAUGCUCCCUCACGAGAAUCAGAGGGUACAGAUCCUACUGACUGGACGGUGGUGGACGUUAACGGUAUUCUUAACGGCAACCCACCCUUUACAUCCAGUGCUGAAUAGUGUUGUAAUAAUACGAUUGAAUUUGGUGUAACUAGCUAUCAAUUGAUCUU
This is a messenger RNA of Babesia bovis T2Bo, 1383 nucleotides long. RefSeq lists its product as uncharacterized. Lineage: Eukaryota; Apicomplexa; Aconoidasida; Piroplasmida; Babesiidae. The coding region runs from base 41 to 1333 and encodes 430 amino acids. The transcript is spliced from 3 exons. The record is from RefSeq and is a predicted model, not a curated record.